AUGUCUGCUUCGAUCAAAUUACCAGAUGACAUCAAAGAAUAUAUUGAUCCAAUCGAUCAAGUACAAAAAAAAAUCAGAAAAUUGGCCGAACUUAUUCGUAAUUCAAAUCAUGUGGUUAUGUUCACUGGUGCAGGUGUUUCGACCAGUGCUGGAAUUCAAGAUUUUCGAGGUCCUUACGGUUAUUUGACACUUCUUAAAGAAGGUAUUCAGUCUACUCUUGCAGAUCCCACAAGAACUCGUCCCACUAGAGGACAUGCUGCCAUUUAUAAAUUAUGUGAAGAUGGUUAUAUAAAACAUUUGAUUUCUCAGAACACAGAUGGUCUUCACUUACGUAGUGGAAUUCCAGUUACUUCAAUAUCAGAAUUACAUGGAAACAUUAACAUUGAGAAAUGUCCAAUUUGUGAGAGAUCUUAUUGGAGAAAUUCCAAUGUACUUAAAUCUUCAGCCGAAGUUAAAGAAACUCACGAACAAGGUCGUAGACAUGAAACUGUUCGUCAAUGUGAAAAUUGUGAUCAAGUUCUUCAAGAUACAAUUAUCAAUUGUUUCGAUCAUGCUGAAAGCCCGCAUCAACAACCACUUACAAUAGCUCAAACUCACACCAAACUUUGUGAUUUAUAUAUUAUUCUUGGUUCUUCACUCAUUGUUUAUCCUGCAAACUGUUUUACACAGUAUGUUGCUACCCGUAAAAAACCGGUGAUUAUCGUUAACUGUCAAAAAACUCCAUAUGAUGAUUUAGCCUAUAUACGAAUUUUCGCUAAAAUCGAAGAUUUCCUCACACUUUUAUGUAGAGAACUCAGAGUGGAUUUAAUUAAUACUGAAGUAACAGAUUUAGAAUUAGAUCAAUCUUUUAAAGAUAUGAUUAUCACGUUAAAUGCAACUAAAAAACUUGAUUGUGUCAAGGAAAGAACAGCCCAAUUGAAAAUGAAAUCAGAACAUGAAUUAAUGCAGAUUUUGACUGAAAGAUGUAUUUUAUAUAAACCUAUUGAUAGAAUAGAUGUUAGGAGAGAACAUUUGGUUAAUACUGUAGUCAAAAAAUGCAGAAAUACGAUUUAUUGGGUGUGA
This is a messenger RNA of Diversispora eburnea, 1062 nucleotides long. NCBI's taxonomy places the organism in Eukaryota, Fungi, Glomeromycota, Glomeromycetes, Diversisporales, Diversisporaceae. The record is from the annotation of a GenBank genome assembly.